AUGAGCAGCUUCCAAUCUCCAACCAAGGGACUCUCCUUUGAAGAGCUCCCCAGCUCACUUCGCGAGUCUUCCUUGAUCGGCGCCGAAGUCCACCUGCCAUCAUCAAUGAAGGUCCUGGACACGGACGCCUUGUCAGAAGAAGAUAUUGCCACAUUCAGAAGAGCCCUGUUCGAGAACCAGGUCGUCGUCAUAAAGAACCAGAAGGGUAUCGCGCCCGAGACCCUGCCCAAGCUGACCAAGAUCUUUGACCCGACUGCGACGGACGUCCACUCGGCCGGUGAAAAGGCCGUCAGCGAUCCUAGGAAUAUUCUCUCGGCGUACAAGGCGGGAAGAAUUCCUAGAGCGCCGCAGGUUGGUAUCAUUGGGAGUGGAAAGUUUAAGAAUUACGAGGGGGUUGAAGACUUGGAGGUUAUUCAUCUGGAUCACACCUUAUUCCACGAGAAGCCGCUAUCCGAGCAGGAGCUGAGCGAUGGGUACACACGUCCGUACCGGUGGCACAUGGAUACUCCCUUCUACCAGCGCCUGCCUGGCCAAGUCACGAUUCUCCACGCCGUCAAGGUACCGAACCUGCCUGAUCAGAAGCUCAAGUUCCCGGACGGCAAAGAAAAGAGCAUCGCUGCUGGUUCAACCGCCUUUUUCUCUGGUGCGCGGGCCUUCCAGUUGCUUACUCCGGCGGAGCAAGAGUUUGCUCUGAACACGACUGUGACGUAUGCACCUCAAGCGUACGAGUACAUCAGACAGUGCAAGGCGACGGAAGACGGCCUGUCAAUCCCCACGGUGGGAAAAGAGGUGCCCAUCGAGCAGCUCUCCGAGUGGUCUUGGGAGAACGUCGCUGAACAUCCUAUGGUGUGGCGCAACCCCCUCAACCCAGACCGGCCCUUCCUUCAGGUCCACGGCUGCUGCGUAUUCAAAUUGACGACACGGGAUCCGGCGACGGGUCAAGUCACCGUCGUAGACGACGUGGCCAAGGUUCGGGAGAUUGUCUACGGCUUCCAGAAGAGAAUCUGGGCGGCGGAGAACAUUUACGCGCACCGGUGGGAGGAGGGCGACGUUGUGAUUUUCCACAACCGCGGAGUCAUGCACAGUAUCACGGGACAACUGUCUCAGUACAAGGAGGAUGAGGAGAAGAAGAGGCUGAUGUGGCAGUGCACCAUGACCAGCGGCACGGCGCCGCAGCCGUUUAGGGAGCAGCCUGGGGUUGUUGAGACUGGGUUUGCCAAGGCGGCGUGA
This is a messenger RNA of Colletotrichum orchidophilum, 1230 nucleotides long. RefSeq names its product TfdA family Taurine catabolism dioxygenase TauD. Bases 1 to 1230 code for a protein of 409 amino acids. Gene Ontology annotation, molecular function: oxidoreductase activity. The transcript has 4 exons. Lineage: Eukaryota; Fungi; Ascomycota; Sordariomycetes; Glomerellales; Glomerellaceae. The record is from RefSeq and is a predicted model, not a curated record.